CACACAAUCGUGAUACUUUUUCAUAUUUAUUAUGGGCGGUCAGGCUAUCGACGUGGAUCAAGCAUCUGCUAGACAAGCGAUGCAUAGUGCAAGCCAAAAGCCUGUCAAGCGCAACAAUGUCGGAAUCCAUGCUUUUAGCUGCACAGCGCCCGUAGAGGGGCUACCCGCACGCAAUCAUGGCUGCGGGAGUCCAACUUCGGCAGCAUUACUGGACGACAUCGCAUGCGGCCUUGCGUCCCACGGCGACUCGCUAUUCUUUACGGGAGGAGCAGUGUUUCUUUGCCUUCUCAACUUUAUUCUUGGGUUUGCUCCUGCGUUAUGUCCGCUACUUUAUCUCUUAUUCGCGGCGGUCUGCCUGCCAUAUCGCGUGGUCAACUUUACAAAGCGCAAGUGGACCUUCUUCCUUGUGGACUUCUGCUAUUUCGCCAACAUAGCGUGCUGCACCUUCCUGAUUCUUCGCCCCGAAGACCCGCGGCUGGAGGCGGCGGUGUACGUGCUGUGCGAGGGCCCUCUGGCCGCCGCCCUCAUCGCCUGGCAGUGCGCCUGGCUGCUGGGCUCCCCAGACCACGCCAUCAGCGUCCUGAUUCACCAGCUGCCCGGUCUGGCGCUCUUCUGCCACCGCUUCCUGGCGCACACCCGCCGGCCGCUGCUGCUGCUGACCCAGAUCGCAUCCGCACUGCUGUCGCCACAGCCCACCUCACCCCAGGACGGAGCCACGCGACUGGCGCUUGCAAUCGGGGUCGCGCGGGGGCGAGUCACGUGCCCCGCAGGCGCCGGCGAUACCUGCCUGACUGCUGCAGAUAGCAGCGGCAGCAGCGGCGGGGACGGUGUUGGUGUUGAAGGAAUUACGGCGGGUGCAGCAACAGCAGGUGUGUGUGAAUGAAUGAUCGUUACAAUGGUGCCCUAAAAGGGAACACGGGUGAUGAACCCAACCCUACAUUGCAAAAGAAACGGAACAAACCGUAGAGACAGCACCACAACAGGCCAACAAGAUGGGAGACAUAGCCCUAAAAGAAACCUCAGG
This is a messenger RNA of Astrephomene gubernaculifera, 1024 nucleotides long. NCBI's taxonomy places the organism in Eukaryota, Viridiplantae, Chlorophyta, Chlorophyceae, Chlamydomonadales, Astrephomenaceae. The record is from the annotation of a GenBank genome assembly.